This is a messenger RNA of Anopheles cruzii, 2169 nucleotides long. It is a transcript of the gene bbc, whose product is annotated as cholinephosphotransferase 1. The transcript has 6 exons. NCBI's taxonomy places the organism in Eukaryota, Metazoa, Arthropoda, Insecta, Diptera, Culicidae. Gene Ontology annotation, molecular function: diacylglycerol cholinephosphotransferase activity; ethanolaminephosphotransferase activity. Bases 648 to 1994 code for a protein of 448 amino acids. Gene Ontology annotation, biological process: phosphatidylethanolamine biosynthetic process. Gene Ontology annotation, cellular component: endoplasmic reticulum membrane; Golgi apparatus. The record is from RefSeq and is a predicted model, not a curated record.
AAGUGUCCGCGAAUUGCGCGAAUUCUGUGCGAUUACGAUUACUGUUCCGUAAUUUGCUCCGAUAAAACGUCGUCAUCAGUGGAUCCUAUUGUCUCUGGUUGUGCCACUUACGAGUGCGAUCCGUCGCGACCUUAGCAGUGAGAGUAGCGGCGAGAAAAGCCUACUUCUGCGCCUCCUGGUCGAAUGAUUCACGGCAGGAGACGGUGAAAUUUCACCGAUCCGCAGUGAGAAGAGCCGUCAGAGUGUGUAGCGCCGCAGCCGUUCGCCAAAUUGCUUCGCAUAAAGGGCCUGCCUGGCGGAAAAGUGCGUAAAAGAUCGAGUGCGUGGACCGCCGCUGCCCGUGGAUCGUUGUCUGGUGGAAACGACAACUCAUCCGACACACGUUGUCAACGAAAGUGCCCCUAAGAAAGAGAGGACGGUGGUGUUUUUUUUAUCCUUUAAAGGUGCUUUCCCCUUGGGUCAGGUGCCGUGUGUGUGAAAAGUAAGAUGUAUCGGGCUGUGGGCGAGUAGCGUGAAAAGUGGAAUUACGAAGCGAAAGUUAAUUACGCUCACCCGGAAGAAGCAACUGAAGAGCCUUUGGCUGCCAUCACUCUCCCUGGGAGCGCAACGUCACGAAUAUUAGGACUAGCGAGCAGCAUCGGCGCAAAAUGUAUUUCUACAAGCAAAGGCUGCUGCACACGACGCAGCUGAAGAAACUGGGCGACCACAAGUAUUCCUGCACCAAUGUCAGCCUGAUGGAUCCGUUCCUGCAGCCGUGGUGGUGCUGGCUGGUGGCGAAGGUACCGCUGUGGCUUGCACCGAAUCUCAUCACGAUAGUCGGGCUCAUCAUCAACAUUGUCACGACCCUCAUACUGAUCUACCACAGUCCAAAUGGGCGAGAAGAGCCCCCAAGGUGGGCCUCGGCACUUUGCGCCGCGGGACUCUUUAUCUACCAGAGCCUGGAUGCGAUCGACGGCAAGCAGGCCCGCCGUACCUACUCGUCAUCGCCACUCGGCGAGCUGUUCGAUCACGGGUGUGACUCGAUUUCGACCGUGUUCGUUGCCCUGUCCGCCUGCAUCUCCGUCCAGCUCGGGUACUAUCCGCGCUGGAUGUUCUUCCAGUGUUUUUGCGCCAUGACUCUGUUCUAUUGCGCCCACUGGCAAACGUACGUGUCGGGUACGUUGCGUUUCGGCAAGAUCGACGUCACGGAGGCGCAGUGUACGAUCAUCACCAUCCACCUGAUAUCGGCGGUCUUUGGUCCUUCGAUCUGGAUGACCAAGCUGCCCUUGAUGGGAGGCAUCGACAUAAAAACGGUUCCACUGUACUUUGCCGUGUUUGUGUUCGGAUUGCUAGCGUAUCAGAACUCGGCCGUUAUCUUUACCGGUGGCGGCGUAGGCAAGAAUGGAUCGACCGUCGCUGGCACCAGUGUGCUGUCACCGAUCAUCCCGUUCCUGUUCGUCGUCGUGCCGGCCUACGUCAUCUCGCAGAAGUCCACCGACCAUAUCUACGAGAACCACCCGGCCCUCUACAUAAUGGCGUUCGGAAUGAUCACGGCCAAAGUGACCAACCGGUUGGUGGUUGCCCACAUGACCAAGAGCGAGAUGGAGUACCUCGACUGGGGCCUGAUCGGUCCGUUGUGUCUGUUUCUGAACCAAUACUUUAACUGCUUCCUGCCGGAGUACCUGGUCCUGUGGUUCUGUUUGCUGUGGUGCACGAUCGAUCUGAUACGAUACUGUGGCCAGAUCUGUCUGGAGAUUUGUGACUAUCUGAGGAUUGAGCUCUUCCGGAUUCCGUUCCCGCCGAAGCCCAUCAUGACAUCACAAGGUACGAACCCUCCACAGCACCACCAUCACCACCAUGGUCACGAUAACAAAAACGGUGGUACGCACGGUAGUCUAACCCUGAAUAACAACAACAACAACGUGCAACAGCAACAGCAGCAGCAGCAGCAACAGUCCGUCAACCGAAAGCAAACCCGGGCCAGUAGUAGAAAGCACGGUUCGCAGCAUCAGUGAACUGCCGCCGGGCGUCAUGCUGGCUGGUGGGGCCCGGCCAUCACCCGGCACGGUGCCAAUCGGAGACCGUUCCGAAGGGCCCGAACCGGCCCUAUCGGCGGAGGCGCGGCGUAAUCGUUACCGACCACAGCAAGUGUACCGUUUGCUGGCGAUCUUUUGUUUUCGCUUCCGUUUU